AUGGCGGGACGAGGAGGACGCGGCGGCAGCGGCCGCGGCGGGUUCAGCCCCGGCGGUCGCGCCGGUCGCGGGUUCACUCCCGGCGGCGGUCGCGGCGGCGGAGGCCGAGGCCGGGACGGCGGCCGAGGCCGAGGCGGAGGCGGCGGCGGCGGCGGCGCGGCGGGAACGAAGCGCCAGCGCGACCUCGCGGACGACGAGCUCGGGGAGAGGUACGACGGCUUCGGCGGCGGCGACGGCUUCGCGGACGCGUCCAAGCUCCGGAACGACAAGUUCGAGGCGUACUACCAGCACCAGGGCGUCGUGCCCCGAGACGAGUGGGAAUCGAUGAUGGACGCGUUCCGAACCCCGCUGCCGCUGACGUUCCGCGUGAACAUGUCCGGGAAGUUCCGCGAGUCCACGCGGAACACGCUCGAGAAGACGCUCUUCCCUGGGAUACGCGCGCACACGACGCGCCCGCCCAGGGCGCUGCGAUGGUACCCCGACGCGCUCGCGUGGCAGGUGGACGUGCCCAAGGAUGCGCUGAAAAAAUCCGACGACUUUCGCGCGCUGCAUCGCUUCUUGGUGCAAGCGAACGAGACCGGCGCGAUCACGCGGCAAGAGGCCGUGAGCAUGAUUCCGCCGCUGCUGCUGGACGUGAAGCCGUCGCACAGGGUGUUGGACAUGUGCGCCGCGCCCGGGAGCAAGACGUUUCAGUUGCUCGAGAUGUUGCAUCACAAGGCGAGCGGCGAGACGGGCGCCGAGGCGCCCGCCGGGGUCGUCGUCGCGAACGACGCGUCGCUGCAGCGCGCGAACCUCUUGACGCACCAGACGAAGCGCAGCAACUCCCCGGCGUUGAUCGUGACGAACCACCAGGCGCAGAAGUUCCCGUUCCUGAUCGAGGCGGGGAAGGGCGGCGACGAGAGAAGACCGAUCCUGUUCGAUCGCGUGUUGGCGGACGUGCCGUGUUCGGGCGACGGGACGCUGCGUAAAUCCCCGGACUUGUGGAAGAAGUGGACGCCCGGCUCGGGCGUGGACCUUCACGGGCUGCAGCUCGAGAUCGCGACGCACGCGGUCAGGCUUCUGAAGGUGGGAGGAAGGCUCGUGUACAGCACGUGCUCGCUGAACCCGCUCGAGGACGAAGCCGUCGUCGCCGCGUUGUUGCGACGCGGCAAAGGGUCGUUGAAGCUCGUGGACGUCUCCGAGAAGCUCCCGGGGUUGAAGCGACGGCCGGGCAUGCGCACGUGGCACGUCGGGGACGUCUUCGGGUGGCACGAGACCCCGAACGGCGACGGACGAAGGCAGAGGAACGUGUGCGAGACGAUGUGGCCGCCGUCGGGGAAAGCCGCGUCGGAGAUGCGUCUCGAUCGUUGCGUCCGGAUCUUGCCGCACCUGGACGACACCGGCGGUUUCUUCAUCGUCGCGAUCGAUAAGGUCGCGGAA
Micromonas pusilla CCMP1545 is the source of this 1419-nucleotide messenger RNA. RefSeq lists its product as uncharacterized. Gene Ontology annotation, molecular function: RNA binding; tRNA (cytidine-N5)-methyltransferase activity. Lineage: Eukaryota; Viridiplantae; Chlorophyta; Mamiellophyceae; Mamiellales; Mamiellaceae. The annotation marks the transcript as partial. The record is from RefSeq and is a predicted model, not a curated record. The transcript has a single exon. Gene Ontology annotation, biological process: RNA methylation.